Molecule: messenger RNA, 2371 nt
Organism: Pristis pectinata (smalltooth sawfish)
Lineage: Eukaryota; Metazoa; Chordata; Chondrichthyes; Rhinopristiformes; Pristidae
Product: insulin-like growth factor-binding protein 5
Exons: 4
Coding region: 103-900 (265 amino acids)
Biological process (GO): regulation of insulin-like growth factor receptor signaling pathway
Cellular component (GO): extracellular region
Molecular function (GO): insulin-like growth factor I binding; insulin-like growth factor II binding
Source: RefSeq, a predicted model, not a curated record
UCUUACCUAUUCAGAUUCUGGGGCAUGCCCUUGCCUGCCUAUUUAAAAAGGGGGGAAUAGCAGGCUGAGCAAUGUCGUGGAGCGAUCAAGCUACUGCAAACAAUGCUCGGGAUCUGCGUACUGCUCGCUUGGCUGGGACUUUCCAGCCAGCUCCGUGCGCUGGCUGCAAUGAUAGAGUGCGCCCCAUGCAGUGAGGAGGAGAUGUCCUCCUGCCACCCCCCCAGGGGCUGCGAGCUGGUGAGAGAGUCCGGCUGCGGCUGCUGCCUGACAUGCGCGCUGGCGGAGGGAGCGGCGUGCGGUGUGUAUACCGAGAGUUGCGCGUCCGGCCUGAAGUGUGUGCCCCGCGGCGGGGAAAGGGCGCCGCUUCAAGCGCUGCUGCAAGGUCGGGGCAUGUGCCGCAGGUCGAAGCGCAGGAAUCAGGUUCAGCACACUGGAAAGCUGCUAGACGCUGAUGAAAAAUAUUCCUUGGGAAAGAGACGCCAAGAUGGCAAAAACCAUGGAAAGUUGCUCGACAAUCCCAGCCACCACUUGAAACCGAAACCUCAUCGGGGAAAUCGCUAUUCAGCAACGGGAACUGUGCACACUAUGACAAACCCUUCAAAACCUACACCAGUCACCACACUUCUGCCAGAUUCUGAAUAUGGCCCAUGUCGUAGGGAAAUGGAGUUGAUUCUGCAGGACCUGAAGCCGGAAUUUUUCCGCAGCCCAGAAGACAUCUACAUCCCAAACUGUGAUAAGCGAGGUUACUACCGGAACAAACAGUGUAAACCGUCAAAAGGCAGAAAGCGUGGUCACUGCUGGUGUGUGGAUAAAUAUGGUCACUCACUUCCUGGGCUACCAAGCAGGAAAAGGUCUGUGUCCUGUUCACAAACUGCAUCUUCUGAAGAAGUUGGAUACUAGUUUGUGCAGGACAGUACUGCAUGAAGUUUCUGAAGAGAAGAUUAAAUUAGAAACGGGAUCUCUCCAAUCAAUCUUGCUCCGUAUCUGUAGGUCAACUCCAAAAAAGGUCUGCAGACUUUCUUGGAGUCGCAUCUGAUGGAAGUAGUUUAGUUUAAAGAUUAGAAAACAUGCAACAACUGCUCUGAAAGUCUUCUGAAAUCUGACUUUAAUUCUAAUUCCUAGUUGUUCCAAACAUGGGGCUAAAUUCUUUAGCCAGACUGUUUCAGUGCCAAGUCCCUGUCAUUAAUACUAGCAUGGUUUCCAUGCCCCAUAACUUGAUCACUUCUAUAUCCCAGCACCAGCCUUGAGCUGGAGCUACAGAAAUCCUCCUGGUGAAGAUAUUUCUGUUAAAACACUAAAGUUAAAUCUCAAAUUCCCAUUUCACAGGCUGAGUCAGUACAUCCAGAAUAUAGUGAAGAGCUUCUCCUGGUAACCCAGUGAGUGAAAGCACCAGCUGAACUAGCACUAAGCCACACAGACCAGAUGGAUCCCUGGUUCAUUAUCUGGUCAGUGCUGUGUUGGUUCCCAUCCAUUGAUCCAUCCAUUUUUCCUACUGGAAAAAGUACACAUUUGUUGUUGUUCAGUUCAACUCUGAUGCAAAGCUUGUCGACUCUCUCCAUUUCAGCUUCUUGCAAAGUGGUGAGUCAUAUGAGAUGGCACCACAUCCCAGCAUGGAGAAAAUAGCUUAGUGGAUGAAGUGGUGCAGCAGUCACAUUACUGAACCAGUAAUGCAGGGACCUAAACUCAUCGAACGAAGCACUGUAUGGCAUCUGGGCAGGUGUUCCCAUCAACCAAUACAUGGUUUGAAUGUAAUUUUUGGAGUAGGAUAGUAUGAAACCUUUUUUGUUAAUGUCAUUUUAAAGAGUUCAGGGUGAAGAAAGAGAAAUCCUCCCAGCAGACAGAUCUGUUUAGCCUUAGUUUUAUUAUUAAAUCUUACAUAAUUGGUAUGCAGAAGAAUUAGCACUGACUGUAUUUAGAAAUGGCUAUCUUUGAGUCAGACAUUGGUUUCAUUGCUCUUCUAUCACCACUGUACAGCAAUGCUAUUUUUAACAAAUAAAGGUUACUGUCCUGCUUUCCUCAUCUUGAAAUUGUUUAAUUUAGUAUUCAGUUUAAAAUCUCCCUGCUAACAGGUUCAGGAUAAUUCUUGUGAAUGCACUGUCCUCUAUGUGUUUCUAUGCAUCCAGCUUAGUGUGAGCACACAGCCCAUGCAAUUUUAUAUCACUUUACAGAACUUGAUAAACACUAUGUAUUUUUUUUACUGGGAAUAUGAUGCACCUAAAUAUUUAAAGUCCAUGAACAGAAGUAAUGAAGUAGUGUUUUGAAAUGUAGUGUGUCGAAGAUCAAUAAAUGCUUCUUUGUGAUAAAUUGGUGUUGCUUUGAAAAUUGGGAAUUGCUCUUAUGUUUUAUUUAAUAAAAUCUUUUAACAAUUUGA